CCACAAAAAGCUACAAAAUACAAUAGUGCUUGAGGGAGAAAACAAGAAACAUUAGCAGGAAUAAGAGAAAAAACAGAAAGCGUACAACGACACAGCGUCCGUAUAUCAUAAAUAUCGGAUUAAGUUGAUGGAAAGAGAAAACAGAAUGGACAGAAAACGGUGAAUAUUUUGACGGGCUGAUAUUUAAAUAAAAGUGGGCGGAGCUUCUCACACUCUCUCACACACACACACAUACACACACACAGCGUUAAGUUGGAUUCGGAUUUUGAUGCGUUUCGGUGGAAAUCCUGUUUUUAUUCAGAGCAAAAUCACAACCAGGAGGAAGAAAGAAUAAAUAAAAAAAAGCCCAGACAGUGAAGAUCAAAAGAAAGAAGUCAUGGCGACAGACGGGGGGAAAUCAGGUGGUGGUGAAAAGGGAAAUAAAGGAAAAACAUCAGUACAGGAUGCACAGCCAUCUCCUCUCGCUCUACUUGCAGCCACGUGCAGUAAAAUAGGCGGCGUGGGCGGGGAGGGGCAGGCCGGGGUGCAGCAGCAGAUCAUCAUUGACCCCAGCCAAGGGUUAGUUCAGCUCCAGAACGCCACUCAGCAGCUGGAGUUUCUCCCGGCUCAGUUAACAGGAAACGGCUGGCAGAUCAUCGCCACUUCGCCUGCCACACCUACUGCAACUGUAACCAAGGACAACACACAGGCUCCUGGCAUGGCCACCUUAGCAACCGGGACCAGCAUGGUCCCCGUUGAUGCCACACCCGGGCGAAAGGUUAAAUCGACCGGCGUGAACAAUGCAUCGAUGGCACAGCAGCAGCAGCAGCAAUUUCAGAUCAUCCAGGUCCAAAACAUGCCAAAUUCCACAGGAGGGAUCCAGUAUCAGGUGAUCCCACACUUACAGACCGCUGACGGUCAGCAGAUCCAGAUAAAUCCCAGCAACCCAACCACUUUAAGCGUCCAGCCUGAGCAGAUUCAACUCAUUAACGCCUCUAACAACCAAGCCAUCCUGGCCACGCCUCCAAGAGCCACGUCAGCCAACGUAGUUUCCCAGAAUGUCACAAAUCAGGCCAUCCCUGUGCAGAUUCGCCCCUCAUUUCCACUGCAGCUGCAGACCAUUCAGGGCACGCAAGCCCCCAUGGUCACUACAAUACCUAUAAACAUUGGUGGCGUCACUUUGGCUCUGCCCGUCAUCAACAACAUGACCGCAGGAGGGGGAUCUGUGCAACUGUUGCAGUCGAACGACGUGAACGUAGCCAACGGCAGCCAGUUGAUCACGACCAGCAUUGAAUCAACAUCCGGGACCACCAGCUUGACGACCUCAGGGGGCGUGGACUCCAUUUCUGCAGAAGCUACAGCCUUAACUUCAGUGUCUAUGACAUCUGAUGCAGGUGCAGAGGGGCAGAAAGACGUACGGUCCCAGGGAGGUGAUCCUGACAGCCAGAGCAUGUCUCAAUCCAACGGGCUGCAAGUGUCCGAUCAGCAGGCUCAAGUGCAGCAGUUCCAUAUCGUCAGUCACCCGGUGCUCCAGCAGAUCCAGAUCCAGCAGCCGCAGCAGCAAGCGCAGGUACAACAGCAGCCCCAGCAGCUGGUCCAGGGCUCCAUCCAGUUGCAGCCGACUCAGACGCUGCAGCCGCUACAGCAGAACGUCCAACUUCAGGCUUUCCAGAACCCAGCGCAGGUCCUGAUCCGGGCUCCCACGCUUACGCCAACCGGCCAGAUCAGCUGGCAGACGGUGCAGGUCCAGAACGCAGGUAUGGCUCAGCAGCUCACGCUUGCCCCGGUGGCCUCAAAUCAGAGCGGCGGAGCUUUCACACAGAUCACUCCCCUUGCCAUCGGAGGAACGCCCAUCACGCUGAACGCGGCCCAGCUGGCAUCGGGGACGGGCGUGCAGACAGUCAACAUUGCAGGCCUGAGCGCCGCCGGGGUCCAGGUGCAGGGUGUCCCUCUCACCAUCGCCGGGGUGCAGGGCCAGCAGCAGGGUCAGGAGGGUGUUAAGGUCCAACCCGGCCCGGUGACCGUCACUGUGGGGAACUUAACCAACGCCAGUCUAAACGCAGUGAGUCCGGACCAGCUGGGUCAGGCACAGAGCCCCUCGGAGCAGGAGGGACAGCCAAGCAAGAGGCUGCGCAGAGUGGCCUGCUCCUGCCCCAACUGCAGAGACGGAGAGGGCAGGAACAACAACGACCCGUCAAAAAAGAAGCAGCAUGUGUGUCACAUGGAGGGCUGCGGGAAAGUCUACGGUAAGACGUCUCACCUGCGAGCUCACCUGCGCUGGCACACCGGAGAGAGGCCCUUCGUCUGCAACUGGAUCUUCUGCGGAAAACGAUUCACGAGGAGCGACGAGCUACAGCGGCACCGCAGGACACACACGGGUGAGAAGAGAUUCGAGUGCCCGGAAUGUUCCAAGAGAUUCAUGAGGAGCGACCACCUGUCGAAGCACAUCAAAACCCACCAGGGCAAAAAAGGAGGCGCUGCACUGGCCAUCCUCACCACCGAGGACAUGGAGGACGAGGUAGAGGAGGCGCUGGGCUCGCCACGGAUCGUCACCGUCGCAUCCAUCUCGCAGGAUUCCAACCCGGCCACGCCUACGACGUCUAACAACCUGGACGAGGAGUACGAGUAGAGAAGCUCGUGGCUCCACUCAAAGCACCAUGUUAUAUAUAUAUCAGCUUUUAGUUUGUCUGUCUUUUAUUUGUUUGUAAUUUCUUUUUUUUUCCUGUUCUUUUGAGAAUGGACAGCUCUCGGAGUGCAUCGGCUUUUCAGAUUUUUCAUAUGAAAAUGUUAAAAACUAAAAAAAAAAAGUUAUAAUAGAAAAGAAUCUAAAGAUUAUAAAUUUACCAUUUGGUUUUUAAGAGACGUAGAGCGAUUAUCAGAAAGGAGAUGAGAUUUGUCAGAGAGCGUUUUAUUUACAGGAGCACGAAGAGGGAUCUGUUGUUCCCAGUACACAAAUCCACUAUGAAGAGUCUUUUUUUCUUUAGGAUUAAUGAAUUCUGUCUCUAUGCACAAAAUUUUACGUCUUUUCUCGAAUUAUGGAUCGACUUAUUCCGGAGAGCGAGGAGUUGGUGUAGAUGUAGGUUUUAAACGGAACCCAGCCAGUGGUUUUCGAAUGCAGUCUGAAGAGAUUCGGGGCCGAACGGCUCGACACGUACAUGCCGUUCGACGCCGAGUCGAUCUUAUUAAGCAGCAUGGCAUCAGCAGGCAGCCGUCCAGCAGCCGGUUACACUCUUAGACCUUAGAGCAACUCUCGAGUAAACCUACGAGAGAGAGGAAGGAGAGAGGAAGGAGAGCACCUGACAGUGAUGUAAAGGGUCCUAAAAAGCACAAAUUGAAAAGAAAAAAAAAUCCACAUAGAUUUAUAUUUAAAAGAAAAGAGAGAAAGAAAGAGAUGAUACAUUCCUAUAUGAAUAGAGGGAUGGUGUUAGGAGGCAGGAAAAAAAAUAAAUAAAACCACAAGAGGCAAAUUUGGCUUCCUGAUAUUUGCUACGUUAAAUGAAAGCAAUACUAUAAAGACAAUCCUUGUGAAACCAUGUUUACAUUAAAUAGGAGGCAGAACAGAUUUUCGUUUAAGACGUGGAACAAAGGAAACCACAACAAACAGCCUAAAGGUCUUUUUUGCGUCUCAAAAGUCAUAUGAACUGUCCUACAAUGCCUUAACACAGUGAUGAGCGAGAGGUUCGCAGUGGGGGGGGAGGGGGGUUGGGGGGGAGGGGUUUCAAGCGGGUUUUUCCACGAAGGGACGGCGAUUUCCUGUACUGUUGCACACAGCUGACCACACGCUUCUUUUAUAUGCUAGUAAACACUGUGGCCAGUAAGGAGACGUCAUUUUUCCGAACUCCGUUCGAUCUCCAUCCGAGCGGCACCUUUUUGUUUGGUUUUUGUUUUUGUUUUUUUUUCCUCCCCUCCUCAACCAAUUCCUCCUCUCAUUAGAUCAACAUCACCUUCGUCGUCAUCUUCAUCACUGUCAUAUCCGUAGUGUCAGUGCCAUUAAAGACAUCCGCUUCCCGAAUCAUUGUAGAUCUGCGGCCACCUGCUCGGCCAGUCAAGCUCUCGUAGCUCAGUUUGAUGUUCUAAAAUGUGUCUGGUGGCGUGUUUUGUUUUUUUUUUUGUUUUUUUUUUUAAUUUGUGGAAAAUUAAUUAGUGAUAUAAUUUUUUUUUACCAUGUAUUUUUUCCCUUUAUGUCCCUUUACCUUUCUUUUUUUUUUCUUGUUCUAUCUGUUACCAGAGACAGUCUAAUAUCUAAUUUAUUAUUUAUCCUUAUUUCAAUAUUUGCCCGUUUUCCAGUCGCCGGUGUGUAUCGUACGCUGUUGAGUCAGAGAUUAUGUGCAGCAUGUUGUGUUUUUUUUUUGUUUGUUUGUUUGAUUUUUCCCCUGAUAUAAACAAUUUAUUUCUACUCGUGGUCCUUUUUAUAAAAAUAACCAUAGCUUUUUAAUUUAUACAAAUUCUUCUCUCACACCAUAACAUAUUUUAGAAAACAAAACAAGAAAAAAAACAAGAUAAAUUGUUGAUACCAAACAAUUUAGAUGUUUUUGGUAAUAUUUUGAGUGAUGACUAAUUAUUUUUUUUCUUUGAUAUUUUCUAGUGGCAUCUCAUUUGUAAAUCUUUUUCUAAGAUGUUUAUUUGUGGUUCAUGGCAUUUAAUAUUCUUCUUUUUUUUUCUUUAUUUCUUUUUGCCAGGUUAGCCUGAAAGGCUUCAGUCUAUUGAUAUUUUUAAAAAUAACUUUGUACAAAUGUGUUAUGUAAAUGGGUAAAAAAAAAAAGACAGAAAAAAAGAGUAGGGAAAAAAAGAAAGAUUUUUGCCUGCAUAACACUUGAAAUUAAAAGUUAAUAAAUCGGUCUUAAUGAUACAGUG
Messenger RNA from Tachysurus fulvidraco (yellow catfish), 4833 nucleotides. RefSeq names its product sp4 transcription factor (gene sp4). Gene Ontology annotation, molecular function: DNA-binding transcription factor activity, RNA polymerase II-specific; RNA polymerase II cis-regulatory region sequence-specific DNA binding. The record is from RefSeq and is a predicted model, not a curated record. Gene Ontology annotation, biological process: regulation of transcription by RNA polymerase II. The coding region runs from base 377 to 2608 and encodes 743 amino acids. The transcript has 6 exons. NCBI's taxonomy places the organism in Eukaryota, Metazoa, Chordata, Actinopteri, Siluriformes, Bagridae.